This is a messenger RNA of Cuscuta europaea, 3562 nucleotides long. The record is from the annotation of a GenBank genome assembly. Lineage: Eukaryota; Viridiplantae; Streptophyta; Magnoliopsida; Solanales; Convolvulaceae.
GUCCGGGGGCUCAGACCCAUAUACUCCAUCAGGAGUCCCCCACUCUCUAAGCUGAGACGUAGACGAAGUGAAGGAGAGUAGAUUCCUGUGCUUUGUUGCCCUUGGCCGAUGCGGGCAUCCCCGGGCCGUUAGCCGUUGCGGCGUUGGCGUUGUUUCCUUUUUGGUGAUCCUGUUCUGUGCUUUGGCCUUACCUGUUCCUCGCUGUGGGCGGGGAGGCCGUUUGUUUCCUUGAUGUGUUUGAGGAUGAUGACUGUCUUGUUUCAAUGUCGGCCAUUGAAGGCGCACUUUCCCUUUCCUGGACGUUGGUGGUUGAAGUUUAUGUUUGGGCCGGUGAGGUCGUUGAGGUUGAUCCUUGCUUCGAGGACGAUGGCGUCCUUUCCUUUGGGUGGCUGUUGUUGAUGAUGUCAUGUGCCUCUGGCCGAUGUGUCCAUUGUGAUGCGUGGACGAUGUGGCCAUGCUUUGUGUUUCGUUGAGGCCGAUGUAGUCCCCCAGUCCCCCACUGCUUCAGGCCGAUGUAGUGUGAGGGGUGAAGGAGUUGCAUGAGUCCCUGGCCGAAGCGGUCUCUCCGUAGUCCCCCUGAAUCCAACCCUCAUGGCGAUUUUCUGGCCAAGGUAACCCUGUGGGAGAACCCUUGUGCGCAGAUCGCUUGUAGAGAGUUAUCAUCAAGGGUUAGUACGAGGAGCCGAUGGCUGUGGGCUUCUUUGUUCAUUUUGUUCUGUGGCCGUUAUGGGUGUUUGUUACGUUCCUGGCCGUUGCUGUCUCCUUAUUCUUUGGCAGUUGUGAUCUUGGCGAGCAAGUGGGACGUUGUGGGCGCUUGCUGGUACUUGUAAAGCCGGCAAGUGUGUAGGCCGUUGGAGUCUGGUUUGCCAGUGGGCUGUUGAUGUGGGUUGGGCCUGGCCCGUUGGUGACGUGGUGGCCUCCCGUUGGUGGCCGUUGAUGUGGCCAUUGGGAGAGUGCCACGUGUAGUGACCGUUGGGUGGAGGGGUCUAUAAAUACCCCUUCCCCUCCGACGAGGAAUCACAUUUGCAUUCUGAAUUGUCGAAGUGCUGCCCAUUUUUCUAGAGAGAUAAACUCCCAAGCUUGUUCUUCGUGUUCGUCAUUGUUCAAGGUUAGUGUUCAUCACGAUCUUCCUCACUUUUCAUAUUUUGCUUCCUAGACUAGUGAUCUAGUGUUAGGUGUUUGAACACCCUUAGAUCUUAAGUUAAAUCUCCUUAGGCCCGUAGUAGUAGUUAUGAAGAGCUUGAACGACGACUACUACCCCUACGACGACCAGCCCUCCACGAGGUCGCUUGACUACGAGGUGCUCGAGGAGUUUGAGGAGGAGAUAUAGCGUUUAAGUCCAUACAAAUCCGGAGAGCCAGUGGACGAGGAAGGCGAGGACGAGGAGUCCGCCUCCUCUUCAAAGGGUGAGGACGUAGGUGCGUCCCGAGUGGUGGACGGGGCGUCCACUUCUGCUGUCAUUCCGUGCCCGAGGCCGGUGUCUGCCGUGAAGGGAGCAGCUAAGCCGAAGAGAGUGAGGAGGUCGAAGAGUGGGCCGGGCACUUCCCAGUUGGAUCUCACCAACAUCUUCCUGAUCAAGCCGGAAAGCAGUGCGGCCGACUAUCUCGUUGCCCAGAUGUACGUGGGGCCGUUCGGGCGGGUUAGGGCACCCAGGCCGACGGACCAUGUUCUUCUUCCGCCACUGGGAUACUUUGGAGUAUACCCGAUGAGUUUUGCUAAGGGGUUGAGGUUCCCCCUUCACCCUUUCAUUACCGAGUACCUGGACAUGGUAGGGCUUCCUCCGGCCCUGCUGACGCCGAACAGCUACUCCCUGAUGGUGGGGUUUUUGCUCCGGUGUGAGGAGUUGUGCUACAGGCCGACAACGGCCUUAUUCAUGAAUUUGUACCAGAUCGGCCGAGGAAGCCACAAGAAUUGUGCGGCCUAUGCUACUCUUCAACAGCUGCCGAAGAAGAGGAGUUUCACGGAUUUGCCUACGUCCAUUCAUGGGUGGAAGAGCAAGUUCGUGUUUGUGUCCAUUGGUGAGAGUGGCACUGAGUUUCCCUCCCUCGGCCACACUGGGAGGUUUAACCUGCAUGACCCGCCGAAGAGCUCUAUUUUGGACGCUCAGGUGGAGGCUUUCUUGGAAGGGGGGCCGAGGAGCGUGAAGGAUUACAUCACUGAAUACAAGAUGGCCGCCCUCGGCUUCGUGAGGUACUAUGUCUAUGGUGACAAGGAGGAUGACCUCCAACUCUGGCCGAGGAUGACCACCACCUUUGAGGAGGCCGACGGCCCGGACUUGGGCAUUCCUGCUGAGGCCGAUGGUAAUUCUUUCUUCGGCUUUCUGUCUUUAUGUUUUGUCCUUUGCCUAACUAAUCUGUUUGUGUUUUUCCUUUGUAGAUUUUGUCAUGGACCGUCGUUCCAUGAUGGCUAUUGCCAAGGCCAAAGCGGCCGAGGAGAUUGCUGCUAAGGCGGCCGAGGCGGCCAGACGUGCCGCGGCCGGUGGGAGCGGGGCUACUGCUGAUGCGGCCCCAAAGCCUGCUCCAUCGAAGAAGAAAAGGCCGGCCACUGACGGCCAAAAAAAGUUAACUGAGGCCGGCGUGAGCGUCUCGAAGAAGACGAAGAGGGCUCCUUCCCCUUCUCCGGCUACUGAGGCCGGUACUCUGACUGUCCCCAUCGUGGACGAUGGUGGUCCCGUCGUGGACCUUACUGUUGCUGACGAUGCUGCCCCAGCGCUUCCUCUCGUCCAGGAACCACGGACGAAGAGGGCCGGCAAGGAGAUUGCCGGUGCCACCUACCAGAAGGUGGUAGAAUACCCCGUCGGCGGGGGCGUGUUUAAUGAUCUCGUCCCUGGCCACGUCGUCCUGGCCCAGGCCAUGCCGGCCAAAGAUCGGGCUUACUUGAAGAAGCUCGGGGACGAGAAGAUUUACGAGGGCGGCAUGGACCUCUUCGUCCAAAGUGCCUUUAUGCUUAUGGAAAGCCAUAAGAGGCAGUAUUGGGAGAUAGCUCGCUUGAAAGGGCUGGAGCAGAAGGCUGCCUCGGCCGACGAGGCGGUAGCUUGCCUUGAUCGGCUCCGGGAGGAUGCCAAGGCGUUGCAGGCAAAGGCUGAUGAAGCCGCCGCGGCCAGGGACGAUGCCCUGGCCAAGCUCGAGGAGAGCAAAAGGGAGCUCGAGGAGUCCCAAAGGGCGCUUGAGGCCGAGAAGCGCAAGAGCGAGGAGGCCGUUAAGGCGAAAGCUGAGGCCGAGGCCGCCGCUGUGAGGGCUGCCGACGAGGCCGUUGAGAAGUUCCUGGCCGAGGGGUGGAAGGCCGAUGAGAGGCUCCCCUGGUGCUACGAGGUGGUGGCCACCAAGCUUGAGAGUUUGGGGAUGAACUCCCCCGCCGGCCGGGAGUAUUUCAGCCGAGAGAUGUCUGUGUAUUAUAACCUGGGCCAGGAGCGGAUGCAAAGGCUCCUGUGUCGGCGGCUAUCCCGGGCGUUGAAGGCCAUGAAUUACACGUCUGGGUGGGCUAGACGGAACCUGAAGCUGCCGAAGCUGAUGAAGGAUCCAGAAGAGCAGUCCAAGCUUCCGCUGUCGGAGCGAGAGUCCCC